GACCUUGAUAUGCAGAUAGGCACCACAGGCAUAGGCUAAUGGAAGACAUGUGGAGGAGCCGUAUGUCCCUUUUGCCAGAGAUAAGGAGGAUGACUCCUUUUAGCAAAUCCUGGCCAAUGUCUUCCUCUACCUGUGCGCCAUCAUCGUGGGCAUCAUGUCCUACUACAUGGCCGACCGCAAGCACCGGAAGGCCUUCCUGGAGGCCCGCCAGUCGCUGGAGGUGAAGAUGAACCUGGAGGAACAGAGUCAGCAGCAGGAGAACCUCAUGCUUUCCAUCCUGCCGAAGCACGUGGCCGACGAGAUGUUGAAGGACAUGAAGAAGGGCGAGAGCCAGAAGGACCAGCAGCAGUUCAACACCAUGUACAUGUACCGUCAUGAGAACGUCAGCAUCCUGUUUGCAGAUAUUGUAGGCUUUACCCAGCUCUCCUCCGCCUGCAGCGCCCAGGAGCUCGUGAAGCUUCUCAAUGAGCUCUUUGCCCGCUUCGACAAGCUGGCGGCCAAAUACCACCAGCUGAGGAUCAAGAUCCUGGGGGACUGUUACUACUGCAUCUGCGGCCUGCCUGACUACCGGGAGGACCACGCUGUGUGCUCCAUCCUCAUGGGGCUCGCCAUGGUGGAGGCCAUCUCGUAUGUGCGGGAGAAGACCAAGACUGGAGUGGACAUGCGUGUGGGGGUGCACACGGGCACCGUGCUAGGUGGUGUCCUCGGCCAGAAGCGUUGGCAGUAUGAUGUGUGGUCUACCGAUGUCACUGUGGCUAACAAGAUGGAGGCUGGUGGCAUCCCAGGGCGUGUGCACAUCUCCCAGAGCACCAUGGACUGCCUGAAAGGGGAGUUUGAUGUAGAGCCUGGUGAUGGGGGCAGUCGCUGUGACUACCUAGAUGAGAAGGGCAUUGAAACCUACCUCAUCAUUGCCUCCAAGCCAGAGGUGAAGAAAACAGCUCCAAAUGGCCUCAAUGGCUCGGCCCUGCCAAAUGGAGCUCCGGUGUCCUCCAAACCCAGCUCCCCUGCCCUUAUAGAGACCAAGGAGCCCAAUGGGAGUGCCCAUGCCAGCGGCUCCACCUCCGAGGAGGCUGAAGAGCAGGAGGCCCAGGCCGACAACCCCUCGUUCCCCAACCCCCGUCGCAGGCUGCGUCUCCAGGACCUGGCCGACCGCGUGGUGGACGCCUCUGAGGAUGAGCACGAACUGAACCAGCUGCUCAACGAGGCCCUGCUGGAGCGGGAGUCCGCCCAGGUGGUGAAGAAGAGAAACACGUUCCUCCUAACCAUGCGGUUCAUGGACCCGGAGAUGGAAACACGCUACUCGGUGGAGAAGGAGAAGCAGAGCGGGGCCGCCUUCAGCUGCUCCUGCGUGGUCCUUUUCUGCACGGCCAUGGUGGAGAUACUCAUUGACCCCUGGCUGAUGACAAACUACGUGACCUUCGUGGUUGGGGAGGUUCUGCUUUUGAUCCUGACCAUCUGCUCACUGGCCGCCAUCUUUCCCAGGGCCUUUCCUAAGAAGCUCGUGGCCUUCUCGUCUUGGAUCGACCGGACCCGCUGGGCCAGGAACACCUGGGCCAUGCUAGCCAUCUUCAUCCUGGUCAUGGCCAAUGUUGUGGACAUGCUUAGCUGUCUCCAGUACUACAUGGGACCUUACAAUGUGACAACUGGGAUGGAGCUGGAUGGCGGCUGUAUGGAGAACCCCAAGUACUACAACUACGUCGCCGUGCUGUCCCUCAUCGCCACCAUCAUGCUGGUGCAGGUCAGCCACAUGGUGAAGCUGACCCUCAUGCUGCUCGUCACAGGCGCCGUGACUGCCAUCAACCUGUACGCCUGGUGUCCGGUCUUCGAUGAAUACGACCACAAGCGCUUUCGGGAACACUCUCCUGUGGUGGCCUUAGAGAAGAUGCAGGUAUUGUCCACCCCGGGGCUCAAUGGCACCGACAGGCCACCCCUGGUGCCUUCCAAGUACUCGAUGACUGUGAUGAUGUUUGUCAUGAUGCUGAGCUUCUACUAUUUCUCACGUCACGUGGAGAAACUGGCGCGGACACUCUUCUUGUGGAAGAUCGAGGUCCAUGACCAGAAAGAACGUGUCUACGAGAUGCGGCGGUGGAACGAGGCCUUGGUCACCAACAUGUUACCUGAGCAUGUCGCACGCCAUUUCCUGGGAUCCAAGAAGAGAGACGAGGAGCUGUACAGCCAGUCUUACGAUGAGAUUGGAGUCAUGUUUGCCUCCCUGCCCAACUUUGCGGACUUCUACACUGAGGAGAGCAUCAAUAACGGUGGCAUCGAGUGUCUCCGCUUCCUCAAUGAGAUCAUCUCCGAUUUUGACUCGCUCCUGGACAAUCCCAAAUUCCGGGUCAUCACCAAGAUCAAAACCAUCGGCAGCACCUACAUGGCAGCUUCGGGAGUCACCCCCGACGUCAACACCAAUGGCUUCACGAGCUCCAGCAAGGAGGAGAAGUCGGACAAGGAGCGUUGGCAGCACCUGGCCGACCUGGCCGACUUUGCGUUAGCCAUGAAGGAUACGCUCACCAACAUCAACAACCAGUCAUUCAACAACUUCAUGCUGCGUAUAGGCAUGAACAAAGGAGGGGUUCUGGCUGGAGUCAUCGGAGCCCGGAAACCGCACUAUGACAUCUGGGGCAACACAGUCAAUGUGGCCAGCAGGAUGGAAUCCACAGGGGUCAUGGGCAACAUCCAGGUGGUGGAAGAGACGCAGGUCAUCCUUCGCGAGUAUGGCUUCCGCUUUGUGAGGCGAGGCCCCAUCUUUGUGAAAGGGAAAGGGGAGCUCCUGACCUUCUUCCUGAAGGGCCGGGACAGGCCUGCCGCUUUCCCCAACGGCUCCUCCGUUACACUGCCUCACCAAGUGGUGGACAACCCCUGAGCGG
Peromyscus eremicus (cactus mouse) is the source of this 2867-nucleotide messenger RNA. It is a transcript of the gene Adcy3, whose product is annotated as adenylate cyclase 3. Gene Ontology annotation, molecular function: adenylate cyclase activity. Gene Ontology annotation, biological process: adenylate cyclase-activating G protein-coupled receptor signaling pathway; intracellular signal transduction; cAMP biosynthetic process. Bases 155 to 2863 code for a protein of 902 amino acids. NCBI's taxonomy places the organism in Eukaryota, Metazoa, Chordata, Mammalia, Rodentia, Cricetidae. The record is from RefSeq and is a predicted model, not a curated record. The transcript is spliced from 21 exons.